GAAUGAAACCCUUCAUAAACUUGUUGAUGAUCAAGCGGCAGGAAACGGAUGAAGUUGGUCCGGAGGAAGAAUUUGUGUCUUGGUGAUUGCAAGAACUAAGAGAGGCAUUGGCUAAUAAGCGUGCAACAUUGCCGCGUGAAAGGAAAAAAGGCUUUGAAAAUUCUUCGUUAACAUGCACGACCUAACCUAGAAGAAGGUAGAGCGGAGCAGCGGAUAGCCAGCAUCUGUUCAAUUUCUAACCCGACCUUCUUGAGAUAAAAGGCCUGUCGUUUUUUAUCAACGGACGCUUCAAGGUCAUUUUGUGGUACGGUUUCGAAAACUAAAAAGUCAAACUUAUCGUUGGAAACUCUCUCUGCAAUGAGUCAGGCGAACGGAUCGGCGAAUGAAGUAUCUGGGCAAGGAGAUCUACAAAGUUUGAAGCGUCCAGGGACCAGGGUUUUCAAGAAAAGCACACCAAAUGGGAAAUUAACUGUCUAUAUUGGGAAACGUGAUUUUUAUGAUCAUAUCGAUUACAUCGAACCUAUUGAUGGUGUUGUUUUGGUUGACCCUGAGCAUGUAAGGGCGAAAAAUGUUUUUGUCCAUGUGUUGGCGGCAUUCAGGUACGGCAGAGAAGAUUUGGAUGUGCUUGGCUUGACUUUCCGGAAAGAUUUGUUCCUUGCACGGCAACAGGUUUACCCGCCAAGACCCGAGGAUGAUGCUCCAAUGACACGGCUUCAAGAGAGACUUCUGAAGAAGCUCGGCAAAAAUGCUUAUCCAUUCAAGUUUCAGCUGACCAAAGGUGCUCCAUCAUCAGUCACUUUACAGCCAGCGCCUGGAGAUACCGGGAAGCCUUGCGGCGUAGACUACGAGUUGAAAGUAUACAUGUCCGAUACAUCAGAUGAAAAAGAAUAUAAAAGAAAUUCUGUGCGACUGGCAAUAAGGAAAAUAACUUAUGCUCCUCCUGUUCCUGCCCCACAGCCCAUGAUUGAGACAUCCAAAGAGUUUAUGAUGUGUCCACAUCCUCUGUUUUUAGAAGCAAGUUUAGAUAAAGGGAUGUACUACCAUGGCGAAGCAAUCAACGUGAACGUACAUAUAUCAAACAGGUCAAGAAAGACGCUGAAAGGGAUCAAACUGACUGUGAGGCAGUAUGCGGAUAUCUGUUUAUUUUCAACUGCACAGUACAAAUGCCCAGUUGCGACAAUAGAAUCAGAGGAUGGAUUUCCGGUCGGCUCAAGUGGAACCCUGUCAAAGGUCUAUAGUGUAAGACCACUUCUAGCUAACAACAGGGACAAGAGGGGCCUAGCAUUAGAUGGACAGCUAAAACACGAAGAUACAAAUCUUGCAUCAUCAACAAUAACUGAUCCGUCUGUGUCAAGAGAAAAUCUGGGGAUUAUUGUUCAUUACAAAGUUAAAGUCCGCUUAAUUGUGCAAUUUGGCGGGGACCUUACAGUUGAAUUGCCUUUUAUGCUGACACAUCCAAAGCCACCUGAAGAUGUCUCGCCAUCACCGUCUCCAGUACCUCAGAGAAGACCGUCAGAGAUUGGAGGAGACGAGAACGAGCCCCCAGUCGAUAGUGACUUGAUAACGUUCGACACAAGUGGCCCAGAAAGAAGAGCGGAGGACGAUGACUUGAUAUUUGAAGAGUUUGCACGCAUGCGCGUGAGAGGAGAGCAUGUGCGAGAGGAAAACGCGUAGAAAUUGGGAAAAUCUUUGGCAGAAACUGUAACAUAGAAGCAAACAUCAAUUUCCUGGUUAAUUUUCAGCGUCAAAAGAAUUUGCCUUUGCUGCUCUUGGCGCCAAACAUUGCUGUUUUUUAUUUUAAGAAGCAGAGAAAUAUAAUUUAAAAUUUCGACCGAAGUAAUAAGUUGCAGUCGGUAACCUUGAUAAUUAUUGUUGGUAUGAAUUUCGAUGGUUAAUCAGUAUCCUAAUUUUUCUCCGUAUUCAGUGACAGACGGCAGCUGUCGGCGUCAGCUUUGAGCCAAUCAAAAGGACAAAACGCCAAUAUUCCCAUCAAUUGCGUCACAUGUGACCUCUGUCGAAAUUUGUUCGACUGGUCAUUUUGAAGUAUUCAUUCUGUUCUAUGCAAAACAGAAAUUCUUAGCAUAAGACCUAUAUCGAAUAUUUGAGCGAAAAAUCUUAGAUAUUGAAUUUAACGAUUUGAAUUUCAGUCGAAGUAAUUUUUCUUAAUUGCGCUGUAUGCUGUAUCGAGUUUGUAAUGUUGAUAAGCUUUACAGCUCAUUUUUAUAACCGUAAUUAAUUUAACACGUUUAUGACUCUCAACAGCUGUAUCAUUUUUUGGUGCCAUUGCUGAUACCCAGACAUUCCUUUAAUGCUUUGCGAUUACUAUCUUUUUCUUUCACAUUUAGGUAACAGGAUUACGAUUUUCUCGGUUAAUUUAGCGUUGGCGAUAAUAUCUUUGAAAACGAGGUUAUGAUAACUCGGCCUACACUCACUUGACCAGGUGAUAAAGACUUACCCCAUGGAAGUAGAUAUAUUUUCGGGGUACAUAUCGUCAUAAAGUUAUCUUAAUAGACUAACCUUAAAGUCGAUCUUAAUGUUUGGAAUUUUGUUGGUAAUAAGUUGCACUUCUUCGAUUAUAUAUUGUACUUAGGCGUAGGAACAUGUUAAAAAUGGGAGGGAGCACAGCGAAAAGGGCACCAUUUUGUAUCAUUAGGAACAUGCAAAAAAAGGCACUUUUCAGAUGAAAAUGGCACUUUUCACCAAAAUAGUUCAGCCCUCAGCCCUCAGGUUCCUACGCCAAUGAUUUAGAACAGACUUACUCUUGUUGAUUUACCAAGAGUAUGUGGUUUGUUUUAAUUUACACCGAUGAAGCGGGUUAUGGAGCUGGAAUGAAUGCGCUAGUAAUGGACAGAAUUUUAUGUUAAUAGUUUUAUGUGAUCGCCAGCGAAAUUUUUUAAUGGGCUGCAUUUCAGUUAUGAAAUCUCAGCCCAAAGGUUAAAUCUAGUCUCGUAAUUUAUCUACUGCUAAACGAUCCUGAUCAGUUUACAGUCAUUCCUGAAUUCGAUGUUAUUUAUAGAGGAACCUUUUUGGAGAGAUUUAAUGGAAAAAGACGAUUUCAGACGAUUCACUUGUAGGUCCCUCGUGUAGUCAUGUCAGAAAGCACAUGAAAUCUCUUGUCGUUAGAUAAUCUGCUCUUAUCUGAUGCUAGGAAUACUAUUUAGCAAAAGUUUGGAUAAAAAGUUCGGGGGGCGAGUUCGAGUGAAUCAUUUAUAAGACUGUUUUUGCCCAGUGCUUGUAAUAUUUUAAGAGCAUAUAUAAAGGCGAUAUAAACCCAGAUUACUUAUGGCUGUACCAUAAUAAUGCAUUUUAUUCGCUUGCAUUGUACAUUAUCUAAAGUCUUUAUCGAAACAUAUAUAUAAAUAUAUAUUACCAUUUUGCUUUGA
This is a messenger RNA of Rhopilema esculentum, 3383 nucleotides long. Its product is annotated as beta-arrestin-1. Gene Ontology annotation, molecular function: G protein-coupled receptor binding. Gene Ontology annotation, cellular component: cytoplasm. NCBI's taxonomy places the organism in Eukaryota, Metazoa, Cnidaria, Scyphozoa, Rhizostomeae, Rhizostomatidae. Gene Ontology annotation, biological process: signal transduction; G protein-coupled receptor internalization. The record is from RefSeq and is a predicted model, not a curated record.